UAGUAUUGAGACAUGUUUUCUUGUAUCAGGACAGACAGCUGACUAAAGAGAAAUGGCGAAGACGAAAUAUGGAGAGAGACAUAGGAAAGGGUUAUGGUCACCUGAAGAAGACGAGAAGCUAAGGAGCUUCAUCCUCUCUUAUGGCCAUUCUUGCUGGACCACUGUUCCCAUCAAAGCUGGGUUACAAAGGAAUGGGAAGAGCUGCAGAUUAAGAUGGAUUAAUUACCUAAGACCAGGGUUAAAGAGGGAUAUGAUUAGUGCAGAAGAAGAAGAGACUAUCUUGACGUUUCAUUCUUCCUUGGGUAACAAGUGGUCGCAAAUAGCUAAAUUCUUACCGGGAAGAACAGACAAUGAGAUAAAGAACUAUUGGCACUCUCAUUUGAAAAAGAAAUGGCUCAAGUCUCAGAGCUUACAAGAUGCAAAAUCUAUUUCCCCUCCUUCGUCUUCAUCAUCAUCACUUGUUGCUUGUGGAAAAAGAAAUCCGGAAACCUUGAUCUCGAAUCACGUGUUCUCCUUCCAGAGACUUCUAGAGAACAAAUCUUCAUCUCCCUCACAAGAAAGCAACGGAAAUAACAGCCAUCAAUGUUCUUCUGCUCCUGAGAUUCCAAGGCUUUUCUUCUCUGAAUGGCUUUCUUCUUCAUAUCCCCACACCGAUUAUUCCUCUGAGUUUACCGACUCUAAGCACAGUCAAGCUCCAAAUGUCGAAGAGACUCUCUCAGCUUAUGAAGAAAUGGGUGAUGUUGAUCAGUUCCAUUACAACGAAAUGAUGAUCAACAACAGCAACUGGACUCUUAACGACAUUGUGUUUGGUUCCAAAUGUAAGAAGCAGGAGCAUCAUAUUUAUAGAGAGGCUUCAGAUUGUAAUUCUUCUGCUGAAUUCUUUUCUCCAUCAACAACGACGUAAAUUGCGUUUAUUGUAAUGUAAAUCAAAUUUCUAAGGCAAAACCGGAAAAAAAAUGUUUUGUUUUUUGUUUUGUCUUAAAUGCUUUGACACCAAUAAGGCAAAUAGCAUAUAUGGUUAAAGGAAUGGCAAUAUGAAAGAAAAGAAAAGAAAAGAAAAUGAUUUAAAAGAU
Arabidopsis thaliana (thale cress) is the source of this 1073-nucleotide messenger RNA. RefSeq names its product myb domain protein 18 (gene LAF1). Gene Ontology annotation, cellular component: nucleus; nuclear speck. Gene Ontology annotation, biological process: positive regulation of DNA-templated transcription. The record is from RefSeq and is marked reviewed. The transcript has 3 exons. Bases 53 to 904 code for a protein of 283 amino acids. Lineage: Eukaryota; Viridiplantae; Streptophyta; Magnoliopsida; Brassicales; Brassicaceae.